This is a messenger RNA of Saccostrea cuccullata (small rock oyster), 890 nucleotides long. RefSeq lists its product as uncharacterized. NCBI's taxonomy places the organism in Eukaryota, Metazoa, Mollusca, Bivalvia, Ostreida, Ostreidae. Bases 100 to 747 code for a protein of 215 amino acids. The transcript has a single exon. The record is from RefSeq and is a predicted model, not a curated record.
AUAUUUUGAAAUAUUUGAUUUGCUUUGUUUGUUUGUUUAGGAAGUCCCCGUCUGUUCUAUGGACCAGCUGACAUCGUUUUAUUCCCAAGCAGUAAUAACAUGCUCUUUGAAGUUGAUAACAGCAAGUGUGCCAUUUUUUCUUGGAAGAAGACUACAUCAGAAAACACGAGACACCAUCACAAUUCAGACAAUAAUAGUUAUGAGGAAAAUGAAUUCAUGUAUAUGAACAACUUGGUUGAAAGCCAUGCAUCCUUGAACAAUCUAAAUCAAAUAUACAAGCAAGCCAUAGCAGUAUCCAUAUAUAAAUUCAAGGAAAUGACUUUAAGUAAAGAAUCCGUCUUACAUGAAUCAACAGGAACAUCAAUGAUUCCAGUUUGUGCCAUCAGUGGAACUUCAUAUGACAUUACAAUGUAUGAUGCUCAAAACGAUUUCUUACUAAAAAUGGGUACUGAUGGAGCAAAACUAUUUGAUGGUGAAAGACUGAAAUUCUCUGCCAUUUUGGAUUUAUGGUUUGUGAUUUACCAUCAUUUAUUUUGUUCACUACGACCAGCUGAAGUUGUAGCAGAUCUGAAAGGUACAUGCGGACUUAUACCUCGUCUUGGAGAGGAGAGAUUUGCAUCCAUUGUGAAAACAUCUGAGUGGGCAAAUUUGAUAAUUCCUCAUGACAGGACUUAUCACUCUCAGUUCUAUACUUUGUAUAAUUCCAGACCUGCUGGUGGACAAACACCUUCAAGUGUAUUAAACUGAACAUUUGUUUUCUUAAUAAUAAUAAUAAUAAAAUUUAUGUAACAAGUCAGUUACAUUGAAAAUAUUUCACUUUAUGUGUUUGAAAAAUAUGGCAAAUUUCAAUUAGGCUGGAAUACUUCCAGACAAAGGGCCUCUUAAAAGAA